Molecule: messenger RNA, 2520 nt
Organism: Clonostachys solani
Lineage: Eukaryota; Fungi; Ascomycota; Sordariomycetes; Hypocreales; Bionectriaceae
Source: the annotation of a GenBank genome assembly
AUGAAGUUCGCUACUCUCCUCGCUUUCACCUUCACCACAGCUGUGGUGGCCGCUCCCACCAGUGAGGAGGGUCUUGUCACUCGACAAAACGAUGUGACAGACCAGAUUUUGUUCAGCAUCACUCUUCCGGCAUUUACUACUCGCCGAAAUGCAAAGAACCCCCCUACGCUAGAUUGGUCUUCAGACAACUGCUCCUGGUCUCCUGACAACCCUUUUGGAUUUCCAUUUGAGCCUGCUUGCUACCGUCAUGACUUUGGAUACCGCAACUACAAGAAGCAAACCCGCUUCACCACGGCCAAUAAAUUGAAAAUCGAUAAUAACUUCAAGAAAGAUUUGUAUUACCAAUGCAAGAGCCAAAGCCUCAAAUCUGUUUGUGAAGCUCUCGCCAAUGUCUAUUACGAGGUAGUUCGGAGAGUUGGAAAGCAAGCGGCCUCCUCGUUGGCCAAUGCCAAAUUGGAUGAUGACUCGUCCGCUUAUGAUGCUGCUGUUGCCAAAUACGAAGAGGAGGUAAAGAAGGCUCGGGAAAGGGGUGACCUUCCCGCCGAGUAUGUCCAGAGUCUUCUAGACACCAUUAAGCAGCACGAGGAGCAGUCGGAUGGCAGACCUCCAACACACCCCCCUCAAUCCAGCCCAUCAGCAUCUCUGCAAACCUCUCCUGCGCAAGCUUUGACUACGACUGAGGGAGCAGCCCCUGAAAAUAUUGCACACAGCAUUCAUGGAGACUUCUCACUCAGCCCAGCUACCGAGCUGGCCCCCGGGCCUGCUUUCGAGUCGCGUGUGAGAUCAAUUAUGCGAGAACAUGUGGGCCACUAUUGGGGUUCCGGAAGUUCGACUGAUGCCCCUAGCCUCGUGGUUGAUUCGAUUGCAGAGAGCGGCUCUGGCAGUCGUUGGCGGAACACAACGGAGCUGGUCAAUGAUACAGCACAACCUGUGUUCUUAUCGAAGACUGAGUCCCAUAGGCUUUUCGAUGUUUUUGUGUCUCUGAUGGGCAUCAAUCAGCAUUUUCUUGAUCCACGAAGCUUUGCGGAUUCGAUUGAUUUGCUGUACACAAACGAAGCUGUGCGGAACGCGCAGAUGCAAACCAUGUGGUUCACACACUACCUGCUGGUUAUGGCUAUGGGGAUGCUAAUUGGGUCUCCGAGUGAUAAUCUGGAGACGCCUCCUGGAAGUGCCUACUUCGCAGAGGCCAUGAGAAGACUUCCUCCAUCACAUGAGCUGGGUGCCCACGGCAUCACCUCCGUUGAGAUACUCUGCCUGGCAAGCUUGUAUCUUCAGUGGACUGACCGGAAACAUGACGCAUACCUAUAUAUUGGAAUCGCCGUCCGCUUGGCGGUAGCAUUGGGGUGCGCUUUACCCCGUGACGAACAAGAAGGUCUCUCUUCUGAGAAAUGUCAUCGCAAUCGCGUUUGGUGGACGACAUACAUGCUUGACCGUCGUCUCUCUGCUGGUCUUGGUCUGCCGAUGGGGGUUGAUGAAAGGCAGAUCAGGGCAGAUCUACCAAAGCCGGCAGCUGGUUUCCAACCUCCACUCCCACUUAUCAUUAAUAUUCAAAUCGCUCGUGCUACUGGAGAAAUUAUGACCACAUUUUAUGGAAACACCUCCAUCUCACAGGUCGAACUUGUUAGGAGGAUACAGAAUUUGCUCCAAAGCCUCCAUGAGACUGGGAGAUCCAUCCCCGCAAACUUUGUAAGCGAAUUUGAGAGUUCACAUGGCAACGUGAGCAGGACGAAUGCAUCGCUCUACCUCAUGCUCUUUCAGGCUAUUAUUCUUUGCAUUCGGCCUGUGAUUCUUCAAUGCGUCAAGGAAAAAGUGCAAGCAACAAAAGAAAACCGCCAGCCAGCACCAAUAUCACCCAUCAUUAGUAGGCUGUGCUCUUCUUGUAGAGAAGCUGCAAGUAAAAGCAUUCGGAUUCUGUCCAAGCUAAGAGAAGACAGAAGUAUUGCUCUAUUUGGAUACUUUGAUUUGGAUGCAACAUUUUCAGCCGCUUUCAUUCUGGCCAUGAUGGGUCUGGUAGAGGGAUAUGAAGAGUCACGACCACCAGAGGGACUGAGCCAAUCUGCCAUGAUCCUAAAGUAUUUGGGCAAAGCAGGAAACAAGGCCGCCGAACGGAGGUUAAACGAGCUUAGGCAGUUCUGCCUUCAUGUCUGGACUCCUGAAAAGCUAUCCGGAGAGUGGAAAUGGCUUAGGGAGGAGAAGGCAACAAGAGUAAGCGUGUCGAACCCCGUGGGAGACCCUGGAAGCGCAAGCGAUACCACACCCUCAAAUCCAAACAACAACAGUGACCCAGCAGCCGGAACUUCUCUUGGGCCUGGAAUGUGGACAACGUGGAAUCAGAUGACCCCAACAGGAGAAUCGGACGCCGCCCUGCUCAACUUUGAUCAAUUUGAUGAUUUUCAGAUCGAUCUCAGCCAUGAGAUGGGCGAUAUCUACUCCAGUUUCAAUGAUCCUGCCUUACCCCUGACAGGCAUUGACGAGGUGGACUGGGCGGAGGUUGGAAAAAUGUUCCAUCUUAGAGACUAA